Striga asiatica is the source of this 2180-nucleotide messenger RNA. NCBI's taxonomy places the organism in Eukaryota, Viridiplantae, Streptophyta, Magnoliopsida, Lamiales, Orobanchaceae. The record is from the annotation of a GenBank genome assembly.
CUAACUACUAGGUACACAUUAAUGUGGCGGCCAGCAGUUCUGACAUAUAUACACCCCACCAGUGUAGAUGAAGGCAAUUAAAUCAUGAAGUUGAUUAUGUGUAGAUGAAGGAAAUUCUGACACGGAUGACGGAUGUGCCAAUUUCUAAAUAGUCAUAUUCUGCUUUGCAGUUGCACACACAUCAUUGAUUCAUUUCAUCCUCACAAUACCACAUUUUGACACAAGUAUUCGCUAUAUAUCCAAAUAUAUAUGUUGGCAAUUAUGAUUUGGGCAGGCGUAGCGCUAAUUGUUGCUAUGGUGAUGCUGAAACAGAGAUUGAUGAGGAAGAAGAAGCGGGAAGUACCGGGCCCACGGGGGCUUCCCCUGUUGGGCAACUUGCUCCAGAUGGACAAAGCCAGGCCUCAGGAAUACCUGCAGAGGCUGGCCCACAAGUACGGGCCCCUGGUCUCGUUGAGGCUGGGCCGGGCUCGUAUCCUGGUGGUGUCGUCGUCACGCAUGGCCGAGCAGAUCCUGAAAACCCACGACCGCUCCUUCUGCAGCCGGCCUGCGGUGGUGGGCCAGCAGAGGCUCUCCUACGGCGGCCUCGACAUGGCCUUCUCCCCUUACAACCACCACUGGCGGCGGAUGAGAAAAACGUGCGUCCUCCAUCUCUUUUCUGCCAAACGGGUAUUGUCCUUUCGGGCCGUACGUGAGGAUGAGGUCAGACGCAUGAUAACCAAAAUCAGUAACAACAAGAGCCUGCAGGCUGUCAACUUGAGCGGCAUGGCCAUGUCACUGGCCAGCAACCUGAUAUGCAGAGUAGCCUUCGGGAGGAGGUACGAUGAUGAUGAGUAUGAGAAGAUAAGGUUCGACAGACUCAUCAUAGAGGCCCAGUCCCUGAUGGUCAGCUUCUACUUCAAGGAUCAUUUUCCUGCACCUUUUGGUGUUUGGGCCGACAAGGCGUCUGGAUUGAUGGGGAGACUGGACAACAACUGCAGAGAGUUGGAUGCGUUUUACGAGCAGCUCAUCAACGAGCAUCUCGACCCCAACAGGACCGAAACGUCAGAUCCCGACAUUAUUGAUCUCCUCAUUCAGCUCAAACAAAACCAAUUAGGGGAUCAGUUGUCUUGGGACAAUAUCAAAGCAUUGCUCAUGAAUCUAUUUGUUGCGGGAACUGAUACGGUGGCAGCAAUAAUAGUUUGGACAAUGACAGGUCUCAUGCAACGGCCCAAAAUAAUGAACAAAGUAAAAGCACACAUCAGGCGGCAAAUUACCCCCAAUCUUAAUAAUAAAGCUGGAUUUGUCCACGAGGAUGACAUGAUGAAGCUACCGUACCUAAAGGCGGUGGUGUUGGAGGCUCUGAGGCUGUACCCACCGGCCCCGCUUAUAUUCCGAACCCAAAUAUUGCCAAAUGAAUGCACGGUGGUUAUCGAUGGGUAUGAAAUCGAGCCUGGGACGUCGGUUUAUAUCAACGGGUGGGCCAUGGGUAGGGACCCAGAGAGGUGGGAGGACCCGGAGGAGUUCCGGCCCGAAAGAUUCAUGGGUAAUGAUCAUAUGGGCCGAGACUUGGGCUUUGAGAUGAUACCAUUUGGCGGAGGGAGGAGAGGGUGUCCUGGGAUGGAUAUGGGUCUAAUAUCCGUCCAGCUCGCACUCGCCAAUCUGCUAUACUCCUUCGAUUGGGCCUUGCCUCAUAAUCACUACACCAUCGACACUGAUGCAUUGCCAGGCCUCACCAUGCAAAAGAAAACCCCACUCCUUCUGAUCCCUUCCCCACACUCGAUAUGUAAUUAACAUCACCGUAAUGUAAUUACCACACUACUACACACUUUGUCAGGCCACUUACUUAAUUAAGAAUUAAUAUUUGUGAUUGACCAACUCACUACUGCUUGCUUGCGUGCUGCUGCUGAAGCCCUAAGUAAGCUGUGAGACGUAUUCUUUAUCAAUCAUAACUAGGAUCCAAUGCCAAGAAACGUAUAUAUGAUCAUUUGAAUUUGUAGUCAAGUUUUAAAUGCCUAAAUUACAAAGUCAUUCAAUCUAGAUCAAUUAUUUUGAAGGAUUUUAUGAGGUAAUUGGAUUCAUCCCUCCAGGGAUUCAAUUCUAACAUAUCUUUGAACUGGACGCCAAGCAAUUUGGUUCAUUUAAUUCAUUUUUUUUUUAUAUAUGCUUGUUCAAAUGCAAUUUCUUGGUGCAAAGUACAUCCC